Trifolium pratense (red clover) is the source of this 1167-nucleotide messenger RNA. RefSeq names its product disease resistance protein RPV1-like. The record is from RefSeq and is a predicted model, not a curated record. Gene Ontology annotation, molecular function: ADP binding. The transcript has 3 exons. The annotation marks the transcript as partial. NCBI's taxonomy places the organism in Eukaryota, Viridiplantae, Streptophyta, Magnoliopsida, Fabales, Fabaceae. Gene Ontology annotation, biological process: defense response; signal transduction.
AUGGUUUGUUGGUCUUUCUACAGUGUGGAUCCUUCUAAUGUGCGGCAUCAGAAAGGCAGUUGUGGUAAAGCACUUGCCGAGCACGAAAAGAAGUUCCAAAAUAACGAGAAAAACAUGGAGCGGUUGUGUCGAUGGAAGAUAGCUCUUAACCAAGCUGCUAACAUUGCUGGCUACCAUUUCAAUAUUGGAUCAGACAUGAAUGAAUAUGAACACACGCUUAUUGGAGAUAUAGUUCAAGUUGUUUCCAAUAAGAUGAAGCGAACUCCUUUACAUGUUGUUGAUUACCCUGUUGGACUCAAGUCUCGAGUAAGUAACGUGAACUCACUUCUGAAUGAGGCUUGUAAUGAUGAAGUUUGCAUGAUUGGGAUUCAUGGAACAGGAGGAAUUGGUAAAUCAACACUUGCUCGAGCAGUUUAUAAUUUUAUUGCUGAUCAAUUUGAGUGUUUAUGUUUCCUGCACAAUGUGAGAGAAAAUUCAGCGAAACAUGGUUUGAAACAUCUCCAAGAGCAACUCCUUUACAAAACAAUCAGAUUGAAAGUGAAGAUAGGAGGUGUCAGUGAAGGAAUUGGAAUCAUUAAAGAACGGCUACGUCGAAAGAAGGUCUUAUUGAUUCUCGAUGACGUUGACGAGUUGAAGCAGCUAAAAUUUUUGGCCGGAGGAUUUGAUUGGUUUGGUCGUAACAGCAGAGUCAUCAUUAUCACUCGAGACAAAAGUUUGUUAACAUGUCAUGGGAUUGAAAGAAUAUAUGAAGUAGAAGGCUUAAAUCAUGGUGAAUCUCUUGAAUUGUUUAAGCAGGUGGCUUUUAAAACUAAGAAAGUUGAUUCAAUUAAUGAUGAUAUUGUCAACCGUGCAAUUAGUUAUGCUUCUGGCCUUCCAUUAGCUAUAGAUGUCAUAGGUUCCAAUUUGGCAGGAACGCCUAUAGCAGAAUGGGAAUCUACAUUAGAUAAAUACAAAAGGAUUCCUCCUGAUGAUAUCCAAAAUAUACUAAAAGUUAGCUUUGAUGGUUUGGAUGAAGAACAGAAAAAUCUCUUUCUAGAUAUUGCAUGUUUCUUUAAAGGGUUUCAUUUGGGACAAAUUCGUGCUAAUUACGAUCAUUGCAUGAAACAUGAUGUUGGAGUGUUGGUUGAUAAAUCUCUCAUAAAGAUUCAUCAAUUUGGUGAUGUGAUA